AUGGUGGCUGGCCGGCCGGUCGCGUGCGCCAAGGCCGUGGUGAUUAAGACGCUGAUCAAGAAGCCGAAGAAGCCCAACUCAGCCAACCGGCGCUGCGUCCGUGUGCGGCUCAGCGUCACCGGCUCGCCGGAUCGCAUCGCCCAUGUCCCGGGGGAGGGACACAAUCUGCAGGACCACAAUACUGUCAUGGUGCGGAACGGGCGCUGUCAGGACCUGACCGGGGUGCUGCUGAAAGUGGUGCGCGGGAAGUGCGAUUGUGCGCCCGUCAAGAAGAAGACCACCGGUGAACGUUGAGAGAAAGGCACCGUGUUUUCUCUGUAACGCAUCUUAA
Molecule: messenger RNA, 331 nt
Organism: Paramacrobiotus metropolitanus
Lineage: Eukaryota; Metazoa; Tardigrada; Eutardigrada; Parachela; Macrobiotidae
Product: 28S ribosomal protein S12, mitochondrial-like
Exons: 1
Coding region: 1-294 (97 amino acids)
Biological process (GO): translation
Cellular component (GO): ribosome; small ribosomal subunit
Molecular function (GO): structural constituent of ribosome
Source: RefSeq, a predicted model, not a curated record